Schistocerca americana (American grasshopper) is the source of this 1136-nucleotide messenger RNA. RefSeq lists its product as uncharacterized. The record is from RefSeq and is a predicted model, not a curated record. The coding region runs from base 201 to 1121 and encodes 306 amino acids. NCBI's taxonomy places the organism in Eukaryota, Metazoa, Arthropoda, Insecta, Orthoptera, Acrididae. The transcript has a single exon.
AGGAACGACAGCUGCGUUCCAGGCGGAAAACCCAUCAGCUGGAAGUGGCGGUGUUAGGGGUGGUCGGGACAUGGGAGGGGUGGGGUAGUGUGUUCAGAUUUACCGCACGAGUCAUCAUCUAUGGCCCCCUUAGUCACGCGGUUUUCGUCGUCGCUAAUGCCAAGGGAUGAGGCCAGUGCUCCGUCGCCGGUCGGCCGGCAAUGCCGCGCCGCAACGGGAAUGUCGCGGUUCGAACCCCGCUCGCGGUAACUUCGCGCCGUCGACAAAUGGCAGACGCGUCGGGUAGUUCGGGUGGACGCCGCGGCGGUGCGCCACCCGCACGGGAACACCAACCUCAACAGGGUUACCACAACCGCCGCUGGCGGCAGCACCGGAGAGGCGGUGGCCGCGGUGGUUGGCGGCGCGGCCGCGGCGCAGCGCGCGGAGCGCAAGACAGCGCCGUGGGAGCGUCAGCAGUCCAAGAUGGCAGCCGUGGGGUGCUGACGGCUAUGGCUGACAGUCCUGGAAGAGGAAGUUUAAGGUCUCCACAAUUACCGUCUGGAAACGACAGCUUGACACCCCCCAGGGGCAGGGGAUUAAGUCGGCAUCCGGCAGCCAGAAGCCCCUUGGUCGAGCGCAAUCGCGCUCGUCGAAGAAUUUCAGAGGCCUUAGCGACCGCUAAUUCUGCAAGCACAACUAGCGUCUCCGUCGCAGAGGAAAGUGUUACGAAUCGGCUCCAUGGCAACACUGGCAGCAGAGAUGACAGCACCAGAACGCAGCCGCUACAGCAGCAUUCAACUUCUGUCCCACUUCUGACGCCGCCGCCAAGUGAAGAUGAUCCAAACGUAGACAUACGAAACAUAGAGAGACCAGCUGCUGAAGGUAGCAGCCAAAGUGACCCUGAAGAAGCGCACGACCCCGAGACCGAAGAACUCUCACGCCUGCGUUGCACAAGCGAGAGAACAGAAGUCAUCGCCGAAAGAGAAAUAAUUCGACAGAGGAGAUGCGCCGAUUAUCCUGGCUUCGCUUUCGGAUCGUCUAUAUUUGGUUCCGAUACUAUGAUGAAGUUCAACAUCAUAAGAAAUGAACUUCAGAACAUUAAAAACUCACAGCUAAAAAGGGUUAGUAUGAAUUUGUGUUAAAAGUGAAAUUGAAUG